CAAGUUUCGUGCCUUCUCUCUGCUCACUUCCCGCUCAGUUGUUCUGAAUUGAGUUUAGCUAAAAGCUGCUGCUCAGACACAACCGACCUCCAAAAGCAUAGAUACAUCAAGAACUACAGAAAAGCACGACAGGUUACGACACUUCUCAUCGUUGUGCCGUGCCGUACCGUACCGUACCGUAACGUAACGUAACGUAAAGUGCGGCAUGUGAGGUAAACGUGGUGAGUUUAGCAGCCGAAAGAAAACAAAAAAAAACAAAAACCCUGGCAUCAUUUCCUGGGACCUGAGACCUUUUUCUGGGCUGUGAAACUUUAGAUCCCGACUUCCUCAGAAGUUAGAUGGUUGCUCCUAAUGCAACGUGGCGAACUAAAGGGCACCACCGUUAUGGAAGGACCUGCCUGAGGAUCUUAGGCCGACAGACUCAGCAUCAUCUGUUAAGUCACUUCUGAAAACUCAGCUUUAUCAUGGAGAACUACAGUAAGGCUCGGACGGUGGAGCAGCCAUCUGUCUGUCCCUUCCCCGGCCUCCCCCCCGAGACGCCGGAGGUCCGCGUCAAAGACGGCAGCAAGAUCCGCAACCUGCUGCGCUACACGCUGAGCCGCGUGGAGGCCAAGCCCCGAGCAGCUGAAGAGGAGGCACGACCCACGCCUGAGGAGGGAGGCACGGCUGUGGAGGGACAACAGGACGCGCCGGGCCGCACGCUCUGCAAACAGAUCAUCUUCACCGCGAGCGGUAAGGGCAUCUCCAAAGCCAUCACCUGCGCUGAGAUCGUGAAGCGGCGCGUGAAGGGGCUCCACCAGCUCACCAGGCUGCAGUACGGCACUGUGGUGGAGGUGUGGGAGCCGCUGGAGCCCGCCGCCGGCCUCGACAGCCUGACGGUCAGCAGGAACCUGCCCGCCAUCUGGAUCCUCCUCUCCAGAGAGCCGCUGGACUCCAGCCAGCCCGGAUACCAGGCGCCAGGCCGAUACGACGCCCUGUGGGCUCAGUCCACUAGCAGGGAAGAGGGUGGAGGGUUCCCUGGACAGAGACCAGGAAGGAGGAAGAGAGGAGGAGGCGGCGGCGGCGGCAGAGGAAAGGGACCCGGCCGUCAGACUGGACGGUCCAGAGAGGCAGCUAAAUGACGGAGUGGAUUUCGAUUUUUACUAACUGCAUGGACAUGAAGAAGACUGGAACGCUGUGAGGGAGCGCGAAGCCAACGCUCGGUGGACACGUAAAGGACGGGAGCUGCGGUUUGAUUAGUUUCAGUUUCUGAGAAAAUCUGCGUAAAGAGACUUGAAAUUCGUUGCCGAGAGAUAAUCCAUCAAAGUCAGCAUUUACUCCACUGUUUGUUCGUUUCAUUUCAUUUAGCCAUUAUUAUAAUUCCAAUUAUUAUUAUUAUUAUUGCAGAGGCUUCUUUCAUCUUUACUAUUCUUGGAAGCAGAAGCUGACAAAACCAUCUCAACUCAAGGUCCACUUACUUGUUCAGGAGCUUUUAACUGUAUCACACAGUCUUCAUGAGUAAGUAAACCUUUGAGUUGAGAUUGUUUUUGUCAACAGCUGUUUCCAAAGUCCCAAACAACCCGUUAGACAUGGACGAGAAGACCUGGUGAUGCUUAAAAAUCCCACUUCCAUGGCACCUGAGCGAACUCGCCCUGCUGACAGGGACCGAGUAAUGUGGUGACAGGUCCAGGUCAAGUGAGCGAGCGGACCUUGAGUCGAGGUUGUUCUGUCGGCCGCUCGAUGUAAGUUUGGGUUGUAGUGUUGGAUCACGUUUGAGUAACCGAGCGCAACUCACCCUGUAAUGAUCUCUCCUGUACUGCAGAGAGCCGACAGUAGCCAGGUUACCGAGGUGCAGCGGAAACACUCUGGCUACUGAGGGUUUCGUCUUUAAAUUAAAGAAAAAAAAAAAUUAAAAUCAAAUGCAGAAGCCAAACACUGGUGUAAAGAGAAACCUGAAUUCAGUUGUUUCUUCCAGCCAAUCGUGAAAUCUGAGAUGCCGAAGCUUUUGUCAGCGUGUGAAUAGCGAGAGUUUUUACAGAACGUACAUAAACACGCGACAACCAUAGUCAGUGACUGUGGCAAACAACCGACGGCAUCCAGAAGUUGACUGUGAUGGAUCGGCCGCGUGUGACCUAGAGUCUAAACCACCAGUUCCAGCGCUCUCAAGACAGCGGUCUGCGUUUUGAUGUGUUCUCCACCAAAGUACAACUCCCAUCAGCUUUUGUUUUUCCUGGGGAAUGCUUUUAGUGCUUAAGGGGUUUCACCCAAUGCGAAUCUUUGAGGAGACGGGCAUUAUAUUUCGUUUUCUGUGCACUGAAAUAAGCUUAUUACAGUAUGAACGCGCUGUGUCGGUGCCUGAAUUCUGAGCUCUGAAAAUGAGUGUGUGUUUUUUUGUUGUUGUUGAUUUUAAGUGAAUAAAAACAAGCUUGUUU
Molecule: messenger RNA, 2411 nt
Organism: Xiphias gladius (swordfish)
Lineage: Eukaryota; Metazoa; Chordata; Actinopteri; Istiophoriformes; Xiphiidae
Gene: rpp25l
Product: ribonuclease P/MRP 25 subunit-like
Exons: 3
Coding region: 465-1121 (218 amino acids)
Biological process (GO): tRNA 5'-leader removal
Cellular component (GO): ribonuclease MRP complex
Molecular function (GO): RNA binding
Source: RefSeq, a predicted model, not a curated record